AAGAUCCGAAACUGAGAAACGUCGUGGCAUUUUAGGGAGCGAGAUCAAAAUGGAGAGGAGACGAAGUUCAAAGAUGAACAUUGCCAUAAUACAUCCUGAUCUUGGAAUAGGUGGAGCUGAAAGACUGAUCGUUGAUGCCGCGGUCGAGCUUUCGUCACACGGUCAUAAAGUUAACGUCUUUACGGCUCACCACGACAAAUCUCGAUGCUUUGAGGAAACUCUUUCUGGCAUCUUUCAAGUCACGGAGUAUGGUUCUUUCCUGCCACGGCAUAUUUUCUACCGUCUACAUGCUGUGUGUGCAUAUAUCCGAUGCCUGUUUGUUGCUCUCUGCGUUCUCUUGGGCUGGCCUUCGUUUGACGUUAUACUAGUAGACCAGGUUUCCGUUGUCAUCCCAUUGCUGAAACUCAGAAGGUCAACAAAGGUUGUUUUCUAUUGUCAUUUCCCGGAUCUCUUACUGGCUGAGCAUACUACAGCACUCAGGCGGAUGUAUCGGAAACCUAUUGACAUAAUCGAAGAACGAACCACAGGAAUGGCGGAUAUGAUCCUUGUUAACAGCAACUUCACAGCAUCUACCUUUGCUAAUACAUUCAAGCAUCUUCAUGCACGAGGAAUUCGCCCGGCUGUUCUUUUCCCGGCAGUCAAUGUUGACCAGUUCAAAAAGCCCCAUGCUUGCAAAUCAAAUUUCCUCUCCAUAAACCGCUUUGAGAGGAAGAAGAACAUCGAUCUAGCUAUUUCAGCUUUUGCUUUGCUGCUCAAACAUAACGAAAAACUGGGUGAUGUUACCCUCACAGUUGCAGGGGGAUAUGAUGAACGAUUAAGGGAGAAUGUUAUGUACUUGGAAGAGCUCAGAAGCUUAGCCGAGAAAGAGGGAGUGUCUAAUCGGGUAAACUUUGUCACAUCUUGCUCAACAGCUGAACGCAACGAACUUCUCUCAAACUGCUUGUGCGUUCUCUAUACACCAACGGUUGAACAUUUCGGCAUUGUUCCAUUAGAGGCCAUGGCAGCAUACAAACCCGUGAUAGCAUGCAAUAGUGGAGGUCCCGUGGAGACAGUAAAGACUGGAGUAACUGGGUACCUAUGUAACCCGACCCCAGAAGAUUUCAGCUCGGCAAUGGCCAGAUUCAUCGAGAAUCCAGACCUGACAAAGACGAUGGGAACCGAAGCCAGGAAACAUGUCGUGGGGUUCUUCUCUACCAAAGCGUUUGGACAGCGGUUGAAUCAGUUUCUCAUCGAUGUCUCGGCUCAGAAAGAAGAUUGAGAUUGAGAUUCCCCUGAGCUCAUCAAUCAUGAAUGUUCUUAUCACAGACUUCAGGCUCAGUGACUGAUAUUAGUUAGAAACAACACGAGCUUUGAUGAUGGUGGUGGGAUAACUUUAAGUUCGUUACCAAACACGUAGACUCUGAAGUUAAAUGUUGCAUCUAUUACAGUUGCUGAGAUCUUCUUCUUUCACUGUUAAGUUUCUGUAUUUAUUGUAAUAGGCGGUGUGCCUAGAUAUGCCCACAACAUCUACAGAAGUACGACGUUUUAAUAUUUUUGUUUUUAAAUUUUGAA
Tarenaya hassleriana is the source of this 1551-nucleotide messenger RNA. Its product is annotated as alpha-1,3/1,6-mannosyltransferase ALG2. Bases 50 to 1258 code for a protein of 402 amino acids. The record is from RefSeq and is a predicted model, not a curated record. Lineage: Eukaryota; Viridiplantae; Streptophyta; Magnoliopsida; Brassicales; Cleomaceae. The transcript has 8 exons. Gene Ontology annotation, molecular function: alpha-1,3-mannosyltransferase activity; GDP-Man:Man(1)GlcNAc(2)-PP-Dol alpha-1,3-mannosyltransferase activity.